Messenger RNA from Prorocentrum cordatum, 3819 nucleotides. Lineage: Eukaryota; Dinophyceae; Prorocentrales; Prorocentraceae. The record is from the annotation of a GenBank genome assembly.
GGGCGUUCUGGCCUUCGCGCUGUCGGCGCCGACGCCCUGCGCCUCGCCGCGGGCACCUGGGCCGCCGAGGUGCUGCUGCCGCCGCAGGCCCGCGCCCUGCCUGGCGGGGCGGCCCGUUUCUCCCGCCGGCGGCGGCAGCUCACGCUGUCCUGGCCCGCCGCUGCGGCGCCUCUGUCGGUCGCGCCUGCCGCGGUCGCCGCGGGCGGGGGCCCCGCCGCCGCCGGAUGCGCUCCGCUCCCGGCGCUCGCCGCUGCGGCUGCCGCGGUCGCCGUUGUCGCGCCAGUGGCCGCUGCCGUCGUGGCACCGGUGGCCGCGGCGCCAGUGGCCGCGGCCGCCGCGUCCGCGCCCGCGCAGGCGGCGGCGGCCGCGCCGUGGGAGGCGGCGCCGCCCGCGGCGGGCGCCGCGGAGGGGGUGACGGCUCCGGUGGCGACUGCAACGCCCGCGGCAGGCCCUGCCGUUGGCAGCUUGUGGAACGUGAACAACUGGCACUGGGAGGAGCGCAACGCCAUCGAGCCAGCCCGCGCCGCCGUCGCCGCAGCCCUCGCGCGCCUCGAGCAGCAGCGGUUCCGGCACGUUCCCAGCCUGGGCGGGGCCAGCGUGCUGCUCCGCGAAAUCGGGGUGACGGGCCACGCCACCGCCUCCGUCCGGAAGGGGAAGCGCAUUCUGCUCUACGAACUCGUCGUCAGCUUCGAGUGGGAGUCGCAGGACGAGUUCGGCCACCGCAUGGCGGCCAAGGGCAGCGGCGUCGUGCGGGAGGUCACGAGAGACGACGAGGUGGCCGUGGCAGAGAUCAAGGCGAGCGUCGGUGCCCGGGACCCCGACUCCAAGGCGAUCGCCGCUUGGAUGCAGGGCCGGGGCGCCGAGGCCGUGGCCGCGGCCCUCGGCUGUGCCGAGCUGGCGGAGGCGAUCGCCGCGGCGGUGGCGGCCUCCGCCCCGAGCGCAACGGAGGACGCCGCUCGGCGGACGACCGAACGGCUCGCGGCGGACGGCGCGCGCGCCGAGCAGGGCGAGAAGCAGCGGGCCAUCGCGGCGGAGCAGAAGGCGCGCGAGGAGGCGGCACGGCUCGCGGGCCGCGCGCAGGGGGGCGCGGGCCUCCAGGCGGGCGCCAGCGUGUGGAACGCGAACGCGUGGCACUGGGAGGAGAAGCCCAUGACGCAGUGGGCCCAGGGCUGGCUGCGGGAGCGCCUGUUGGGGCUCACCGUGCGCCUCCUCGACGGUGCGGUGAGCGCCCACUUCACGGACGCCAGUGUGUCUGGGGACGCCUCCGUCUCCAUUCGCAAGGGCCAGGUCGUGUCGCUGUUCCAGCUCUCUAUCCAGGGCCGGUGGAGCGCGUGCCUGGCCGGCGCCCAGGGCUCGCUGGGUGCGGCAGGCACCAAGGCCGAGGGGGAGCUCGCUGUCCCCGAGUUCACCUCGGAGGAGGCCGAGCGCUCCUCGGUUGCCGUGAAGGCAAAGGUGAUUUCUUUGAGCCCAGGUGCGGAGAUCGCCGUGGCUUCCGUCCGCAUGGCUCAUAAGCGCAUGGCCUUUACUGAUGCGGACACCGGUGAUGAGGUUUCAUUGGAAGACGUCCUUGAUAGGUAUGCGGAGAAGCAGGCCACCAAGCAGAAGGAGGUAUUCCAGGAGAUGCUUGAUGAGAAGCUCGAGUCGCUCGUGGAGUCCAAGAUCGCCAGCCGCCUGCAGCCCCUCAUCGAUCGCCUGGAACGUUUUGAGAAGUCAGCCGCAGUUCGGGCUUCUUCAGCCCCCCCGGCGCCCUCUGUCCCGGCGUUCCUUGAGAUCAAGGGCUUUGUCGAUAAUUUCGAGAGCGCAGCGGCCUCUGGGAUUACUCCGGACGAAGCUAAGGUUCUCGUGGCCAAGCUGAAAGGGGUUACCCCCGAGGAUCGUUGUGAGCACGUGGGUGAGGCGGAGACCAGGGAGGGCGGCCGAAAUUUUGCUGUCAAGGUCUACGUCAGCCAGUCCAUCAACAAAGUGUUCUCGUUAUGGAAGGCGCAGCUGCGCAGGGAAGAGAAUGAAUGGAAGGGCCGGGAGCUUUUCGCCGCGAUCGAGAAGAGCCCCAAGCAGAAGUUGAAGUACGACGCGAUGGGGAAAGUGAAGCGCAUGUUGGAGAAGGAGGUCGCUACCAACCUUCCGAACUACAAGGUGCGAAUUUUCUGGGGCUGGGACAUGUGCGCCUAUUUGGAGCCCCAGGGCGCUUCGAUGGGUCAGCAGGGCCAGGCCUCUGUCGCCUUCAUCGCGCAUGUCGAGGAGGAUGGCGCUAUCGAGUGGGAUCCAGAGGGCCUUCGUGUUCUUGGCUGCCCCAACACGGAUGCAGCCAGGCUGAAGGUCAUGGCUGCUUCUAUCCGUGGCCGGAACGCCGAGGCGCCGAGGAGGCUGCGAGGAUUGCUACUGAUAUGGCGCAUCGACGGCACUGGCGACGAGUUGCGCAACGUCUCCGAAGUAGCGUUGCUGACGUGGCUGUGGCGCGGCACCGUGCUCAUGUUCAUUCCCUGCGCAGUGCUACACGAUCUGUUGGACUUGCAUCACUUGCGGGAGAAAUGGCGGAAGUUCAUGGUUUUCGGCUUCGAAGAAAAUCACAGCACGGAGCAAAUUUGCAUUGGGCUGCAGCUCCUGGUGCAGUGCGGAGGGUUUGGAUCUGACGGCCACUGCGUCGCUUGGCAGCGCUACGACCAGCAAGUUCCGGUUCGCGCGUUCUAUCAGGCCAUGGCGCAGGACUUUACCGAUAUUUUGGUGUCGAUGUCGAUGCAGUGGAAGCCGGCAUCUCUGCAGUAUCUCAACACUUGCCGUGGCACUGGUCCCUCGCACGUGUCUCGUUUUGAAUUGGUGGGCGACAGCAUGCUGAUUGUCAAUUGGAUCAACGGCUUGUGGAGGUGCAAGUAUCCUGUGUAUGACGCCAGGCAGCACUCGGCGCUGCUGCUGCUGCUGCUGCAGCUGGUCGCUGGUCGGCGCUGUUGUCGGUCGCUGCUGCUGGUCGGCGCUGCUGCUGGUCGGUUGUCCCGGUUGUCGGUGCAGCUGGUCGGUGGUCGGUGCUGCUGCUGGUCGACGCUGCUGCUGCAGCCGGUCGCAGGUCGGUGCUGUUGCUGGUCGGUGCUGCUGGUCGGUGCUUCUGCUGGUCGUCAGUGGUCCUUGCAGUCGGUGCUGCUGGUCGGUGGUCGGUGCCGCUGUUUGUCGGUGCUGUUGCUGCAGCGGGUCGCUGGUCGGUGCCUGUGUUGGUCGGUGUUGCUGGUCUGUGUUGCUGUUGGUCGGUGGUCCUGGUGGUCUGCGCUGCUGGUCGGUGGUGGGGGCUGCUGCUGGUCGGUGCUGCUGCUGCGGUUGGCCAGAGCCUUUCGGGCCGAGGGCGUCGCGGCGGUGCGCGCGGUGCUGGCCGACUUCUGCGCCGAGCUGCAGCGCCUCCCAGUCGGCAUCUCCGCGGGGCACUUCCAGGGCGUCCCCGCACGCCGCGGCGAGGCCGGCCGCGAACACCGCGCCCGGCGGGCUGCCCUGGAGAGGGUUUCCUUCGAUGUGAUCUUUCCAGUGCGGGCGCUCUUUGGCUCGAAGAAGAAGACAUUGCAGGCAGCCAUCCGCGUCGACUGCGUCGCGGAGCUCCAACGGCGUGCUGUUGCGCAUGCCGCUCUGGCCCUCAUGGACGAGGACGAUGCGUCGAGCGCCGACAGCGACUUGAGCUUGCGCGCCCCCGUCGACGCAGAAGACAGCGACCACGAGGACAGCGGCGUGGCCACGGACGAGUACUGCGCCUCCUUGUUUGAGAGCUCAGCGAGCCGCCUGGCCCGCCAGCUGCUGGCCCAGCUGCGCCAGGAGUUCCACCUCCACCUGUUCUGCCCCCACUAG